Messenger RNA from Botrytis cinerea B05.10, 1872 nucleotides. RefSeq lists its product as hypothetical. Bases 601 to 1179 code for a protein of 192 amino acids. The transcript has a single exon. Lineage: Eukaryota; Fungi; Ascomycota; Leotiomycetes; Helotiales; Sclerotiniaceae. The record is from RefSeq and is a predicted model, not a curated record.
GGCGUUAAGAUAACAGUAUUGACAUGGAAUCGAUCAAAAGCAAAGCUCAUCGCAUAUUCCCAUCCAUAGAAUAAUUGAAGAUGCUCUAUCCGGACUAUCACGUCUUCAGUUUUAUACUUGAAGGAUUGCAAGGAAAGAUUAGAGGAGCCCGAGAGUUAUUUCAUCGUUCCAAGCAUAUCACGGAAAUGGAAGUCGAGCUUCAUACCUUAGAGCCACCACCCAGGAAAGGGAAUGGAACUGCUGGUAAUGGCACGGGGACCAGAAGAAUCCCCAAAAUCGGAGGGGAACCUUGAAAAUGAUCUCGAAUCGAACAGUUUCCUCUAUUCUGAAAGCCUCUCAACUUCAGUUUCUUGUCUGGUCUCCUGUUGGAAAGCACUACAUCGACCUGACAAACAUGAGCCAUAAUAUCUUGCUCGGUCGUUCACUUCGUUGACAGUGAAUUAGGUCUAUUCACGAAAUCUAUUUCAUUAGUAUGGCUGCUAAGCACAUGAAAUCUUUGAGAAUUCGAGGACGCUUGCGUUCUUGUACUAUCUAAGCAUCUCGGGAAACAUUCUUUCGAGCACCAUCAGCGUUCAUUUCGAGACUCACCCCCAAAUCAUCAUGGAGGCAAGUCAUGAUCCAGAGUGUCGAAGAGUCCUUAAAACAACCAUAAAUAGCCUCGAAUAUUUCUACGACGGCGAGCAUGUUACUUGUUUUGGGCACAGCUUCAUAAAAAUAUGUCUUGGCGAUGAUAAUCGUAACAAACCUAUUCAGUUCUGGAAGGCUCAGCUCGCAUUCCGAGGCUUUUCACCGAGAGAAAGCGAUAUCGAGGCUCUCAAGCAGCGUCUGGUUAAUUCUAAUACCGAUGGGCCGGAUACCGUAGUCGAACAAGGUAUUCAGAAAAUGAUGAGGGCAUAUCGCAAGAAGGAUCGUGAGAAUAAAGAGCCAGUGCACCAAGCUCAGCAGGCUCGACACGAGGAAGAGGGUAAAGAUUCUGAUCAGGAUUCAGUGAAAGACAAUGACGAGGGAGAAGAUCACACUGAAGAAUGCGACGACGAGGAACUUGACGACGAACUUGACGACGACGAACUUGACGACGACGAACUUGACGACGACGAACUUGACGACGACGAACUUGACAGCGACGAACUUGACGACGAGAGAGUUUACCUCGGAAUUUGGGCAACUACCGGACACUGAGAAUUAAAAUGCAAAACUAUAUCUUCAAACUACGGUCGAUCGGAACCCUACACCCUUGACAUCUUCUCUGUAGUAUGUACACAAGGCUUCCAAGUCUUCGGCCGUUUCAAUCUCGGGGAAUUCAAGGGUAUAAUCCGAUUUGCUCGGGGAGGCAACUCUGCUGAUCGAAACGAAUAUAUUCUGGAUCAAGAAUACGAUGUCUGGACUGCGGAUAUGGAUAGUACAAGAAUCUAUCGAUGGAGAGGCAAAGAUCGUCGGGACAUUAUUCAACUCGGCUCUGAUUUAUAUGCUUACACAAUGACACUCUCGCGUGCCGGUACAAGAGUCAACGGUGUCUGGGGUACAUGCGAUGGAGAUUCAGGAACCGUGGAGUUUACUGGAAAAAAAGUCUCGGAGGAAGACACAUUUGCUAGGGACGGGAUUCUACAGGAGUGGAGGGAUCACAACCAGCGUGCUUAUGAUGCGGUCAAUACGGAAAGAUGGAAAUGAUGCAUUGUGGGCAUGUAAACUGAAACAUAGAUUGACUGAUGCACUUGAGCCUAUCACUGGAGAUAAGGGCCAUUAUUGAGUUGAUAGCAGACCGGCGAUGAUAGGUAGCAAUUAAGGGAUGGGAUAAUGAUGGGAUGCGGUAGUUCCAUAGUGCAAUAUCGAUGGUAUGCAGAUGGGUCAAUCGUAGGAGUAACAGAUUCAUCA